AUUUUCCGCCAAAACGACCUGGAUUGGAAUCGCCCUACUCCAUGCUGCUAGGAUAAUUCAACCUUCAACUUGCGCUUCAAGAAGAGUCACCUUGACCAUCUCCGUCGUCACAAGUAUCACAUCGAAGGCUUCUUGUGCAUAAUUUUACGGCAAUCUGUCGGUUACACCUACGUUAGGGCAACUGCACAUCAUCAAGAACAUGCGACUGAGCUUUCAAGGAACGCUUAACCCGCGUCGUCAGAAAACGACCUUAGGCCAUGCUCGCACACAAGUUCUGGGAACAAUUUUUCUUGCGACCACUUUGGUCUUUCUGGCGAAUCUGACAAUCUGCCAGCGUAGUGGCGGACAAUUUUUCACUCCUGGAUUGCUCAUCGUCAACGGUCCGGCUCCUGAUUCUAAAAAGCCUGCGGGGAAGAAAAUUCUUAUAUCUUUAGAAAUCACAGGCGAUGGCGUCUUGAAGCCAUCAAAUACUGACGCUGGGUCCCAGCUUGCUACGGCAAUCUUAAGUGUUGAGAUAUAUCUGGCCAACCGCGAGCGUAACAUUACAAUAAGCCAGGGACCUGAGCUAAUGCAAGGUGAGCGAGGAAGUAGUGUCAAACACAUGGAUUUUGUGAUUCCAGAGUGCACUCCACCCGGAGAUUAUCAGGUUAUAUUUCACGAGCUUGAUCGCAUCAACGGGAAACAAUUUUAUUCAAUUUACUUUCUUCCUUUCCAUGUUCUCAGCACUGAAGCAAAAGGCACAGAAAACGUCGGAGAAGGCGAGCAAAACAAGUGCGAUAAAUUUGCAGCGUCGCAGGCUGAGCUGCAGGAUUCGCGGCCAUCUAAGCAACCUUUCCUUAAGAAAGGAGUGACUGGUUUUACACUCCGAAAAGGGAAGCUGCCGUUACCUGAAAACGAAGACAUCUUUGUGCCCGAAGUUGAAGUGACCACCUUAAUCGUUGAGGGCACGAGCAACCCAAAACCAGCGCCGCCAGCCGAAGCUACAACUCCGCCUGCUCCAGACGUAACGGAAAAACCAACUCCACCUAUCGAGAAACCUAGGGCACCUUUCAAAAAACCAACGCCACCAGCUCUCAACGACAAUCCAACACCCUCCCCCAACCAGCCAACUGACCGGGAGAAAGAAGCCAGCCCAACCGCCAUCAUAGAUUUCGCCAAUACAACCGUAGAAGAUACUCCAGAUGCAGAGAAAAAGGCUUCCCAGAAUACUGGAGAGCCGUCUAAUCUGAAACCUACCACCAUAGCAAAUGGGCGUGACCAAGUCACAUCGAAUCCUAAUGUGAGCCCAAGUUCAGACAAUCCAGUUGAUUCGCCAGACCGAUCCCGACCAGGGGAACCCCAGGAAAGUUUGAAUCUCGAAAAAAAGAAAACAAAACUGUCUGUUGGUUCGUCAUUGAAUACAGAACAGUCCAAGACACCGCCCGCAGCCUCGGACUCCGGUAAUUUAGCUCGAGUAGCUAACCAGUCACCGAUCCUAGUCGCUGAUUUGAAGUCGCCAUUUAACAAGAGGCCAACAAAAGUCGAAGGUCAAGAAGAGAUUGGAGGGCCACUGGCAGGAGGAGGGCGUUUGAAAACAGGUUCGGUGAACCAGGGGUCUGGUUUUACACAUGCAAAGGACACAUCAGACCGACUAGGCCACGAUUCACUUGAUUCCGACUCUGAGUAUGGGACAAUUCACCAGAAUGCUACCAUUGUUGAAGCGGUUGUCAAUCAUGGCAUGCUGGGAACCGUUUCACAAAACAAGACAGCAGUUUUGGGACAAUCAACAAAACAAAUGUUCUUUUCAGUCCCACUCAUUGCCCCCUCAACAUCCAAUUGCAAUGUUGUAUCCCUUGGUGGCUGGAGAAUCUUGUUUUUUCUACCUUUGACUCUACAUUGCAUUGCAAGAUUGCUAAACAAGUUGUAAUCAUAAAUGAGACUGUUAGAAUUAAGAAAGAGUUUUCAAUUGCCAAGAUUCCAGUGUAUUUCUCAAAUUAUAGACAACCAGCUUGUAGCUUGAAGAGAAGCAAAUUGACCAAAAAAAC
Molecule: messenger RNA, 2024 nt
Organism: Puccinia graminis f. sp. tritici CRL 75-36-700-3
Lineage: Eukaryota; Fungi; Basidiomycota; Pucciniomycetes; Pucciniales; Pucciniaceae
Exons: 8
Coding region: 200-1906 (568 amino acids)
Source: RefSeq, a predicted model, not a curated record